UUGUUUCGUUGUUUGUUGUUAGUUUUGACAUUUUUGACAGGCAAUGUGUGUUUAUAAAAUAUAAGGGGAAAAUGUAUACUCUUUUCAUCGUUAUAAUAAAAACUACAGAAAUUCGUGAUAAGUGAAUAAUUUUUUUGAAAGUGGCAAAGAAACUUCAUUUUCGGUUUCUCGACCCUAAACUAUUCAAGGGUUGGUGGUGAAUAUUAUAAGUGUGAUUCGGUAAGAAGCAUUCGGUAAGAAGUGGUGAAAAUAUUUGUGCUUGUAACCGGAAUGAUCGGUGAAAAUGUAAUCAAAAUAUAACCUGAAAGUAUGAAUAGCAUCUUUCUCUAAAUAGUUGGAUUGACCCGUUGUUGAUGUAAAAACAUGUGUCCGUCCUACCAGCUGACUAUUUCUGUAUUAAAUCAAACACAUCUUCAGACUUAAAAAUGCUUUGAGUUAGUGUUGAAAACCGUUAUUUUUUAUAAUGACUUUAAAACGCAAUAAAACGAAAAAAAAUUAAAUGGACGCGUUGGAAUUACCGGAGUUUCGAUAUAUUAUUUUCACGUAAUAUGCGAAUCGUAAACAAUGAUCAAAACAUAGACCCAGUGCACCCGAAAAUGUCCGAAGAUUUUCACAAUGGAAACAACUCAAAAUUAUUGAAUUGCGUAAAAGGAGUUUCCUAUUUCAAUGAGAUAAACGACGUAGAAACAGAAACUAGCGAUGAAGAAGUCGUCGUAGAUCAUAUGUACGCUACAAAUACCGAAAAUGACGAGAAAAAUAACAUAAACGAAGAAAAUCCGCCAUUCAGCUGUCAAACAGCCGAAAGUGAGGUUAGGUUCAUCAAAGAGUGGCUCAUCUUACAUACUGACCUGAUACAACAACAAAACGAUGAUAUUAUCGAUAAAGACAGGGAAAUCCACAUUUUGCGAAAAGAAAAUGAAAUGCUCAAAGAGCGGAUAAACUGUUUAGAAAAAGGAAUACCUUAUCAGCCAGAUAAGUCUUCCGACCAGAGAGUUUCUACAGAGGAAAUUCUGGAAGAUAUGACCCAAGGUCCUUGCCAGGAAGAAUCAAAAGAAAAUAUCCAGUUAUUUGAGGAGCAGUAUUACAGUGACGAUGGUUGUUCUUUAGAAAUAAACUAUCAAGACGAUCACGCGGACUUGAGUGUCUCCGAAUCUCAAAUUAACAAUAGUGUUGUCGAAACCCCUAAAGACCAUUCGUUAGAUUUAGAAAAUAGUGUUAACGAGCUCAAAGACGAGGACCACUCGCUAAACGAAGUAGAAGAUAACUGUUACAAACCUGAGAGUGACAUAUUAAAUUGCAGUGAUUCCUUUUCUAAUUAUAAUUUCACCAUUAAUAAUAUUUGUGAUUUUGAUCCAAUGAAAAACUUGAGAAUGAGCAUCAGGAGGAAAAGAGUCACCAGUAAUUCUUCUGCGUUGUCCCAAAAUGAAUCAGUGAACCUGGAAGAAAAGGAAGCGCCCAGGCGACUGAAGAAGAAAAAGCGACGACCAACUAAAAAUGCCAAAUUCUUGACAUCCAGUGAACCAUUUGUUACCCAAUCCCAUGAAGUUAGCCUGGGCAUCUCUCCUGGUGAAAGAGAUGUUACGGAAUGUUUGGCAGCAUCACUAGAGGUCCCCAGAUGGCGCCACAAAAUCUACGGUAGUUUCUAUACACUGGAAGGAACGGAAAACUUGGACGAUGAAGUCUUCAAUAAAAGGCAUAUGCGACCCGAGUAUGAAGAAAGGCGACGGAAAAGGUGGGAUUUUCAAAGAAUACGUGAGCAGCGAGUGAUAGAAAAAUUGAAGCAGCGCCAAGAUAGGGUCGGAUUGGGAUCGAAACCAGAAGAAAACGAACCGGUACACUCUCUGUGGCCAAAAGCUGAAGAUGUGAAGUUCCUCGAGAUAGUCGAUGAAUUACCUGUUUCAGCUUUUGGCCAACCCAUUCCAAGAAUCAACAAAAGCGAAUUUGAGCUGCCGUGGAUGAAGGAUCCGUCGCUGUUGUCAAAAAAACCUCACUCGAGAAAGUCGACGUCGAGAAGGAGGCGCUCGAAAAGAUAGAAUUAAGUUAAAACAUCGUACCUGGAACUUUUAAUGUAUAUCUUGAGAAAUAGAUCAAGGAAAAACUCG
Leptinotarsa decemlineata (Colorado potato beetle) is the source of this 2102-nucleotide messenger RNA. RefSeq lists its product as uncharacterized. Lineage: Eukaryota; Metazoa; Arthropoda; Insecta; Coleoptera; Chrysomelidae. Gene Ontology annotation, molecular function: chromatin binding. The record is from RefSeq and is a predicted model, not a curated record. Gene Ontology annotation, cellular component: MSL complex.